This is a messenger RNA of Saccoglossus kowalevskii, 333 nucleotides long. RefSeq lists its product as uncharacterized. NCBI's taxonomy places the organism in Eukaryota, Metazoa, Hemichordata, Enteropneusta, Harrimaniidae. The record is from RefSeq and is a predicted model, not a curated record.
AUGGUGAGAGUGAUGUGUGGGGUGAAGUUGAUGGACAGAACGUUAACUGAGGACUUGAUGCAGAUGUUGGGUUUGAAGGAAGCGGUAGAUUGGUUGGCGAAGGCAAAUGGGGUACGUUGGUAUGGGCAUGUGCUGAGGAGGGAGGAUGGGCAUGUAUUAAGCAGGUCCCUUGAUUUAGAGGUGAGUGGUCCAAGGAAAAGGGGAAGGCCAAAGAAGACGUGGAAGAUGCAAGUGGAGGAGGAGAGUGGGAAGGUUGGGAUGAGGAUGAGGGAUGCUUUAAAUCAUGCAAAGUGGAGGGAGGGGGUAAAAGCGAUUGCCACUAGUUCAAGGUGA